Molecule: messenger RNA, 1100 nt
Organism: Aspergillus aculeatinus CBS 121060
Lineage: Eukaryota; Fungi; Ascomycota; Eurotiomycetes; Eurotiales; Aspergillaceae
Product: MIP aquaporin
Exons: 3
Coding region: 52-912 (286 amino acids)
Biological process (GO): glycerol transmembrane transport; water transport
Cellular component (GO): plasma membrane
Molecular function (GO): water channel activity; glycerol channel activity
Source: RefSeq, a predicted model, not a curated record
CUCCUUAUCACUCGAUAGACUGGCCCCCACCUGCUCCACCUGUUGUCCACGAUGCGUUUCCAUCUCUCCGGUCUCUCGCGACGAGCCUUGAAACCGUACGUUGCCGAAUUUCUCGGCACCGCCCUCAUCAUCGUGAUCGGUGACGGCGUCGUGGCGCAAGCCCUGCUCUCCGACUACCAGUAUGGCACCUGGCUCUCCAUCAACCUGGCCUGGGCGGCCGCCGUCUGUCUCUCCGGCUACAUCGCCGACCCGAGUCCCGCCAGCAAUCCCGCCAUUUCCCUCGUCAUGGCCUUCGUCCGCCCGCAGCCCGACCAGUGGAGGAAGUUGCCCGGGAAGCUGCUGGCCCAGUUCCUGGGAGGCUUCGUGGGCGCGGCCAUUGUCUACAUCAACUACCGGUCGGCCAUCCUCGACUGGGACCCGGAAUAUACAAUCCCGGGGGGAUCGAUUUUGAGCCCGCGGGGCCACCACUCGGCCGGCAUCUUCUCCACUUAUCCCGCCAGCUUCUUCUCCUCCAAUUGGGAGGCGGUCUUCUCGGAAGUCCUCGGAUCGGCCGUGCUCAUGUUCGGCUCGCUGAGCGUCUCCGACCCGGCCAAUGCCCACCGCUUCCACUCCCCCCAGUUCUCCAUGUUUGUGCUUCUGCUCGCCAUUGGAGCCGCGUUGGGCUGGCAGACUGGCUACGCGAUCAAUCCUGCACGCGACUUUGGCCCGCGCCUCUUCUCGGCCAUCCUCUACGGUCGCGAGGUCUUCACCGCCGCCAAUUACUAUUUCGUUGUGCCCUUGUUCGCUCCCGUCGUCGGCUGCUUCGUGGGAGCCACGGUCUACGAUUCGCUGCUGUACGAGGGGGAUGGAUCGCGCAUUGCGGACGCGCUGGACAAGGCUGAGGACGUGGAUGGAGAGCUGCGCCUGCACUAGUGACUGAAAUAUCGAUGAUUGCCAUGUUUUGCCAUGAAUGACCACGACAAGAACCUACGGAUCGUCUGGACGACCGAGGCACGAAGACUACCUGGAUGACGGAAAGCGAUAGACUGGAUCUGGAUAGACGAUGGCCCAUAGAUGGUAGAUUAUUAUCCUAGAAUACAGUUAGUAUAGACACAAAUGAC